AGGCAGCCCAGCAGUGACAGAAAUGGAAAGUGUGAGUGAGGAGUGAGGUUAUUCACAGAGAAUAGUGAGGUGGGGUGAUUUACACAUCGGGGAGGAGAGAAGCAGCUAGUGACAGGGAGGAGGGAGGCUGCCGGUUAUAUAGGGGCUGGGGCUAUGGAAACAGGACCGGCUCUAAUCCACUCGCUUCACCCCGGGGAGUAACGGCCCUGAAGUAAAGGCUGCAGAGCUACGUUUGGGGCAGAAAUGUCUGCCGUGCCCGGGGCCCCCCUGCUUCUGGGGUUUCUGGUGAUGCUGGGCACCCCCGGAGUGCUCGGUGCCGGACAGGAGACGGGCGGGGAUGGCUCCUGGCUCCCCGGUGCCCAUGAGAUGCAGGACUUGGCGCAGCUGUCCUGGGAAUACCUGCAGUGCUGGCUGUCCCCCGGGGGGUGCGAACCGGGGCAACAGCCUCCUCCAGGCUGGACUUGGCCAAGUGUUGGCUGGGAGUCCGUGGAGCUGCUGUCUGACUGGUACAGGAGAGUGUCCGGCGACGCUCAUCACACUCAUGGGAGGAUAAUGAACAACAUCACAGGAUUGCAGGAGGAUUUGACCCGGAGGGUACACGGCCAGCACCUGGCACACGACUUGAUUGUAACUUCCAUCAAAAGCUUCCUGAACGGUGAAGAACCCAGGAACUCGCUUGUUCUCGCUUUCCACGGCUGGACAGGCACUGGGAAGAACCUGGCCGCCCGGAUCAUCGCCGAGAACCUGUAUGCGGACAGGCAGCGCAGCGCAUGCAUCAGAAUAUUCAUCCCACAGCUGCAUUUCCCCCAUGCUUCACACCUGGAGGCCUAUAAGGUACAACUCGCAAAGCAGAUCAGAGAAGUCUCUUCCCGCUGCAUGCAACCUCUCUUUGUGUUCGAUGAGGCUGAUAAGCUUCCUCCAGCUCUGCUCCCCCCUAUCCAUGCGCAUCUUACCCAGCCAGAGACGGCACAGACAAGGAGCAUUUUUCUCUUCCUCAGUGGCACGGGCAGUAAUGCCAUUAAUGAAGUGGCCCUCAGUUUCUGGCGAGCUGGACGUCAUCGGGAGGAGAUCACGAUAAACGACUUGGACCGGCCUUUGAAAUCUGCAAUAAGGGAGACUCAAGGCAAUAACCCGUUCUUACAACAUCUCCUGGCUGAGGGUCUGGUUGAUGCCUUGGUGCCUUUCCUGCCGCUGGAGCGGGCUCAUGUAAAGAUGUGUGCCAGGGAUUGCCUCGUGGCACGUUCGCUUCCGUACACAGAAACAACUCUGGAGGCUGUGACCAAAGAGCUGCUGUUUGUGCCAAAAGGAGAGCAGCUGUUUUCUGCCCAGGGGUGUAAGCUGGUGGCGCAGAGAAUCAACUUUCUGGAGCUUUAACUCGGUGGGAAAUGGACCUUCUCACACACAUUGGGUUCAGAGGCCGAGCCCGCGACAGGCUCUUCUAGAUACCGCGACGCGCUGCGGCUUGUGCACAGCUUAACUGUAUCAGCAAGUCAUACGAAGCAGCAGAAGGAAGCGCCUGUUUGUUACAGCAGGCCAAGCUGGAGCUGCACACAGGACGGCCGGAUGACUUGGCAUGGAGCGCGUCUCUUAGCCGGAGGAAACGAGCUCAAAAGCAUCUGCUGUGUGCAAGAAAGUGACGCCGGACUGAUUUACAGCGGAUCCUAUGAAAUCUGUUACAGGAUACUUACACUUUAUUUAUAAACUAAUAUAUAUAUUAUAUAAUGCAUAUUUGUAUAUAUCAGACUAUAUUUUUUUUACGCAUGUAAUAAAUAUU
This is a messenger RNA of Spea bombifrons (plains spadefoot toad), 1774 nucleotides long. It is a transcript of the gene TOR3A, whose product is annotated as torsin family 3 member A. NCBI's taxonomy places the organism in Eukaryota, Metazoa, Chordata, Amphibia, Anura, Pelobatidae. Gene Ontology annotation, cellular component: endoplasmic reticulum lumen; nuclear envelope. Bases 244 to 1374 code for a protein of 376 amino acids. Gene Ontology annotation, molecular function: ATP hydrolysis activity; ATP binding. The record is from RefSeq and is a predicted model, not a curated record. The transcript is spliced from 6 exons.